AUGAAGCCAUCCACCUUCCUGGCCUUUCUCGCCCCAGCCGCCGUCCUCGCAGACUCACAACAACCCGCAGACGCCAGCCUCUCCUCCGAUUUCGCGCACAACUCCCCCGCCGUCUCAUUACCAGAACUUCCCCGGGAGCAGUUCGCUCCGUUUACGGACCGCGAUCUGCCCUCCGAUGAGAUGCGCUUGCUCGCUGCUCGCUAUGUCCUCCAGGCGCGCAGUGAGGGUUCCCUCGGCCAAACACCGUGGAUUGGUAUGGCUAUCGGGUUGACCUUUACUGCUCUGGCGGCUGUGAUGCUGGGGUGA
Penicillium robsamsonii is the source of this 306-nucleotide messenger RNA. RefSeq lists its product as uncharacterized. The coding region runs from base 1 to 306 and encodes 101 amino acids. The transcript has a single exon. Lineage: Eukaryota; Fungi; Ascomycota; Eurotiomycetes; Eurotiales; Aspergillaceae. The record is from RefSeq and is a predicted model, not a curated record.